AGUACGACUAUCCACAUCAUACGGGUAGCAUCCUCAAGAAAACCUAAAAAAACACCAUGAUUUAAAUUAUUUAAUUUCUUGCAAGUAUCAACAAUGAAUAUAAAAGUUAUUAUACUUUUCUUAUUGUGUUUCAAUGGUGUGUUUGGGACGAAAACGCAAAAUAAUACUAUUACGGACAUAAGGAAGUCUUUGGAAGAGCAUCAGAUGCGUUUGUUACUCAACAGGAGCAAACUUAAAAACGUUCCCUUGAAAAUUGCGAAUGUUACUAAAGUGAAAGUGAAUCCGAUUAUUUUGAAAAAGUCGUCGAAAAAAUUUCGGAUGAUUAGUAGGGAACAAAUACAAGAGUGGGCACAAGAAAUUCAAGAGCGUCUUUACGAAAUUGAGAGGAAAGUUGUUCGUCGCGAUGUAUUGUCUAAAAACUUCGCGGAUAUAAAAGUGGAAGCAAGAAACGGAAGUGCUAUUUUACAGAAAGCUGCGAAGGCUUUAGUUGAUUUACUAGAGAGACGAGGUAAAGCAGCAGAAGCUAUUAUGAGGAAAGCUGAAGAGCUUGCGACGAAUGUUUUGGAGACUAAGAUUGCCGCACCAACGGAUUACACAUUUGAUGAUAGCAUUGAUUUAGACGUGUUGAAGAAGGUGGUUCCAACGGAGAGUGAGUGGGAGAUGUCGUCUGGAUGCAGGAGUAUCAACAAGGUGAAGCUCCAGAAGAGCUCACAUUUCAAUGCCGAAGUUUCUUUGGAGACGACCAGUGUGCACGUCGUCGCCGAAGUGUUCGCUUGUGAACCAGGGAUAAAGAGGCACCUGUAUUGGUCUGAAGGACUUCUGUCAGUGUUCAAAGAGAACUAUGCCCAAGAUUCAACUAUUGACUUUCAGUAUAUGUGCAGCGCUAAAGGAUUCUUGAGACAUUAUCCCGCUGCUUCAUGGAAGAGUCUGUACAACAUUAAGGUGGAGGUGGAAGACGUGUUCGACUGUCGGCUGCGACCCUGGUACGUGAGUGCAAGCGGCGCGCCGCGUGACGUCUUGAUACUACUGGACGCUUCCGGUUCCAUGUCCAACUCUUCAAAUCAGGUUACAGCGGAGCAAUUCACUCAAACUUUACUGAAUGCGCUCACGGAUGACGAUCAAACAAAUGUACUGAGGUUCAACGUAGUUGUGGAAUCACCGAUUAGCUGUUUUAACGAUAGACUAGUGCCGGCAAAUCACGUGAACUCGGCAGCAAUGAUGGCCGCAUUGAAAGAGCAGAAGCUGAUUAACCAAUCAUUGAUAGGGGAGGUGCUUUCAUACUCUGUCCACCUGCUGAGGAAGCAGUACAGCGCCCCAGACCGACCAACCUCAUGCCAACAAGCUAUCGUUCUCGUCACUGACAGCCUUUAUCUGAACUUCAGCAGUCUAAUGCGGCAACUUGAUCCUGAAGGAAACAUCAGAUUAUUUGUAAUGUGGCUGCAUGACCGGAACGGUUUGCGAGACAAUACCAAGCAGUACGGGGAGUCGCUGAGCUGCGAACGGGACGGAUACUUUGCCGAGUUCAUCACCGACUCUGAUGUCACUGAGCAGGUGAUGAGGAUCCUACGGGUGAUGGAGCGGCCACUGGUCGCACAGAGGAAGAAGCGGCUCAGGAUUUACAGUGAUGUGUACGCCCACAUUGAGGACCCUCGCCGCGGAGAGUACCACUGGAGAGAAAUGGAAAAUGCUGAACAAGCAUACCGCUACAGGGAGCUGAGGCGGAAUAAACAGAGGCUUCUCAGCAAUCUUAAUAAAGACUUUAUGCAUAUGUAUUACUUGGAAAAUUACGGGCAGUAUUACGAAGAGGAGGAUAUGAACUACAGACUUCAAGUGACAGUCGCUGUCCCUGUCUUUGAAAGCACCACACUUGAGAAUAUUACAAUAAAAUUGGAUGAGGAAAACCAAAGGAAUUCUACAAGAACGUAUCCCGUUAACCGACUUCUGGGCGUGGCAGGAGUCGACAUACCGUUAGAUCAUUUGAAACUUAUUUUACCAUAUUAUCUGAUGGGGGCCAGUGGAUCACUAUUUCUAGUGGAUCAUCGGGGCAAUAUUGUGCUUCAUGAUAACACAAAACCCAUGUUCAAUGGUGACAUACUGCGGCCCGGAUACAGAACCGUGGACUUCCUGGAUGUGGAGCAGCCUGGAGUCGAUCAUUACGCCAGACAUUACCCGCAGGAAUGGCUUGAUUUCCGAAAUUCUGUAGUUAUUAAUAAAACGUCGGGAAGCAAAGCAAUGUACGCGAAAACAAUUUUUGAUGGUGGCUUGCGGUGUAUCAUAGAGGUGAGGGACUACUUCUGGCAGAGGAUACACAACCACUACACCCUGGUGGUCUCGCUGCCCAAGUAUAACAUCCUGCACGCUGUCCCAGACGGAGAGUUCACACAGAAGCUGGGAGAAGAAGCGCUGUCAGCUCUCUCUUCUGGAACAGACUUUGCUGUACAUCCUGACUGGUUAUACUGCCGCCACGUGGAGCCGCACUUUGACAACCGCGAGCUAGAGGUUCUCCACUUCCUGCGCCGGCGCCGAGAUGAGCCCAACUUUCCAAUGUACAAGCUCAAACAUUUAUUUUCACCAAUACCACCAACGUUACUAGAGAAGACAUACCAGUGCAAUGAAGAGCUUAUGGUACGGCUGAGUAUGGAAGCCAUAGCGACGAAGAAGUGGGCCUUAGAACAUGAGGACCCGGAUACGGACAGGGAGUGCUCCGCUUGUCCUCUUGGAUCUAACACAGCGUUUUUUGCAAGCGAGAGCGGUCUAACGCGAUGGCAGUUAUAUCACGCGACGAGCUCUCGAGAGGAACCGCCGGAGGGGUCCGUGUGGGCCCGAGGGCCUGACGAGUCAUGGUACCGGCGUGCUUCAGCCCAGCCUGACACCUUGGUCAUACACGCGCCCAUACCACCCAUCAGACUCCUGAGGAACACCGCCGUAUUACCACCUCCCGUACUCGCUUCGAAUGGCUGACAGCAGCUCGGACCCUGGGCCACCCUAACAAGCAAGGCAUCGUUGGUGUCGCAGGCUAUCAUUUCUACCCAAAACACUUUGACGACCUGCUCGAAUCUAUCACAAACUUUCCUUGCCCCUCCGAAGAUGAAUCUCAAUGCGAACCGCGCUGCGACGGCGAAGACUGGACCUGCGUGGUCAUAGACGAGCACGGCUGGAUCGUCGCCGACCAGGAUGACGACUACGAUAUGAACAAGCACCUGGCGACCCGACACCCUGCC
Messenger RNA from Leptidea sinapis, 3221 nucleotides. Its product is annotated as voltage-dependent calcium channel subunit alpha-2/delta-4-like. Gene Ontology annotation, molecular function: voltage-gated calcium channel activity. Lineage: Eukaryota; Metazoa; Arthropoda; Insecta; Lepidoptera; Pieridae. The record is from RefSeq and is a predicted model, not a curated record. Bases 94 to 2961 code for a protein of 955 amino acids. Gene Ontology annotation, cellular component: voltage-gated calcium channel complex. The transcript is spliced from 21 exons.